UCGCUGCGCGGCUGCGCACACGUCAUCGCGCAAUGCCGUGUUCCGUCCACGGGCUCCAUUUGGCAUUCGCUGGUGUUAGGCUUCUGCCUCGUUUCGUUCGAUCGGGAACGUGAUUCCUCGUCUCUCUCGCGGGCAAAUUAUUCCACGAAACCUACGCAUUUUGCGCGCCGGCCACGGCUCGGAAAGUAAAAUGACGGAAAACAAGACGGAAUUCGACUGGGGGAACGAAAAGUUACAGCGCGCUCAGAAGACCGUCGACGAAUCAACAUACGACUUGGAAGCAUGGAGCAUACUUAUAAGGGAAGCACAGAACAGACCGAUCAUAGAAGUGAGACCAGUGUUUGAGAAGCUUGUCUCAGUGUUUCCGUCGGCUGGACGUUAUUGGAAAAUUUACAUAGAACAAGAGAUAAAAAUGCGGAACUUUGAAAAGGUGGAAAAGCUUUUCCAAAGGUGCCUCAUGAAAAUAUUAAAUAUUGAAUUGUGGAAACUAUAUCUUUCUUAUGUCAAAGAAACGAAAGCGAGUCUAGCUACGUAUAAGGAAAAAAUGGCACAAGCGUACGACUUCGCCCUGGAUAAAAUUGGCAUGGACAUACAUUCCUACAGCAUUUGGAAUGAUUAUGUCAUGUUUUUGAAGAGUGUUGAAGCGGUCGGGUCAUAUGCGGAAAACCAGAAAAUUAGUGCUGUACGAAAGGUCUAUCAACGAGGCGUCAUUAAUCCCAUGAUAAAUAUGGAGCAAUUGUGGAAGGAUUACAUGUCGUUUGAGCAGAAUAUUAAUCCAAUAAUAGCGGAUAAAAUGGCUAUCGAGAGGUCUAGGGACUAUAUGAAUGCCAGACGUGUCGCUAAGGAAUUGGAAGCAGUUACGAGAGGUUUAAAUCGGAGUGCACCCAGCGUCCCUCCAACUGGUCAUCCCGAAGAAGUCAAACAGGUUGAACUAUGGAAGAAAUAUAUCGCGUGGGAACGCAGUAAUCCUCUAAGAACAGAAGAUACAUCGCUGGUCGCUCGGAGAGUUAUGUUCGCAAUCGAACAGUGUCUCUUAUGUUUGGGACAUCAUCCUGCGGUGUGGCACCAAGCGGCGCACUUUUUGGAGUUGAGUUCGAAGAUACUGACGGAAAAAGGUGACGUGAAUGCGGCAAAGAAUCUCAGUGAUGAGGCUGCUACCAUGUUCGAGAGAGCGACAAACACGUUGUUGUCAAAGAAUAUGUUGCUAUAUUUUGCGCACGCAGACUUUGAAGAGGGUAGAGUGAAAUACGAGAAAGUGCAUCAAAUAUAUCAAAAAUUUCUCGAUAUACUUGACAUAGAUCCUACUUUGGCAUAUGUGCAAUACAUGAAAUUUGCGAGAAGAGCCGAAGGCAUAAAGUCUGCGAGGACAGUAUUCAAACGAGCACGAGAAGAUAUAAGAUGUAAACAUCACGUUUACGUUGCCGCUGCACUAAUGGAAUACUAUUGCACUAAAGAUAAAAACAUAGCAUUCCGUAUAUUUGAAUUAGGGUUAAAGAAAUUUGGAGACAAUCCGGAUUAUAUUCUUUGUUACAUAGACUACUUGUCACAUUUAAACGAGGAUAACAAUACAAGAGUCCUAUUUGAGAGAGUAUUAUCUUCUGGCUCUACCUUAGAGCCAGAAAAAUCAGUAGAUAUAUGGAAUCGUUUCUUGGAGUUUGAAUCUAAUAUUGGCGAUCUAGCUAGUAUCGUCAAAGUCGAGAAGAGACGAAGUGCAGUACUGGAAAAGAUUAAGGAAUUCGAAGGAAAAGAAACUGCCCAAUUAGUAGAUAGAUAUAAAUUCUUGGAUUUAUAUCCAUGCACCCCUAUGGAGCUAAAGUCAAUCGGAUACAUGGACGUUUCUAGUGUGGCUAGAAACUCCAUUGGUGUUAUACCCCGCGUACCUGAUCCAGAGGAAGCGAUUGCCGCUUUGCCCAGACCUGAUUUGUCACAAAUGAUACCAUAUAAACCGAAAGUGAAUCCUUUGCCUGGCGAACAUCCGGUGCCAGGUGGUUCCUUUCCGUUACCACCAGCUGCAGCUCAAUUGUGCACCAUAUUGCCACCACCUGGCUGCUUCAGAGGCCCAUUCGUUGCUGUUGAUUUACUGAUGGAUGUCUUCAGUAGAAUUCAAUUGCCCGAUCAUGCUCCACUGCCAGUGGCGGAUAACGGAUGCGACACUAAGUUGUUUGAUCUUGCGAAAUCUGUGCAUUGGAUCGUCGACGAGAGUAAUGACGGCGUGAGCAUCGGAUCGAAACGGAGACGAACGCGUUUGGGUGGUGACGAUAGCGAGGAAGAAGAUUUGCCGCCCCCACCGAUAAACGAUAUUUACCGCCAAAGACAACAGAAACGAGUUAAAUGAAUGAGAGAAAUCAAUGGUACAUGGUAGAUAUAUAUAUAUAUAUAUAUAUGAAUGUAUAAUAUGUAUGAUGAUUCAUAAUAUCGUAAGAGUAUUUUUAUGAUUUAAUUUCUCAUUAUUGCUCGUUGAUGCAAGAAACAGACGUAUCAUUAACAUAAAACACACAUUACAUCUGUAAAGUUAUUAAAUUCCUUAUGUGACACUGUGCACGACAUUUCGAGUACUAUGUACUCAGAAACCUUAUCAUUGCGUCCUUUGGUUCUAUGUGUAUGCAAUUGUUUAUGGUUAAAUAUAUUUUUUUAAAUAUACUGAUAUAUCAGUUCAUAUACUAUAUAAAAAGAAAGAAAAUAGGUACUGCCUACUUAUAGAUAGGCGAAUUUCUGUGAUUUGUGUGUAAGAUCAACCAAGACUAUCUCAAGUUUAUCAGAUCAAAAAUAUGGUUAGACAACUGUAAUGAGAUUACACUAAAAUUAUCAUUGUACAAGACGAUGGACGCAAUUUCCUUAUAAAUUUUGUUUGUAAGUAUUGUCAACAAAUCGCAUUUAAUAUUUCUACUUUGUGAACAAACUUCUACGCCAAUAUUCAUUUAAGACUUAUGUAAUUUGUCGUACAGGACCAAUAAACGAUUAAUGUGAUACUACAUUAUCUCAUC
Messenger RNA from Vollenhovia emeryi, 2984 nucleotides. RefSeq names its product protein suppressor of forked (gene su(f)). Gene Ontology annotation, biological process: mRNA 3'-end processing. NCBI's taxonomy places the organism in Eukaryota, Metazoa, Arthropoda, Insecta, Hymenoptera, Formicidae. Gene Ontology annotation, cellular component: nucleus. Bases 191 to 2335 code for a protein of 714 amino acids. The transcript is spliced from 13 exons. Gene Ontology annotation, molecular function: protein binding; mRNA binding. The record is from RefSeq and is a predicted model, not a curated record.